Miscanthus lutarioriparius is the source of this 729-nucleotide messenger RNA. Lineage: Eukaryota; Viridiplantae; Streptophyta; Magnoliopsida; Poales; Poaceae. The record is from the annotation of a GenBank genome assembly.
AUGCGGAAGGCGUACAGGGACUCCAUCAAGGUGCUCGAAGCUGACAUCCAGCACGCGAACACCCUGGCCUCCGAGUUUCCCCGGGACUAUGAUGGUGCGUGCCUGCAGAUGCGGCUGUCGUACAGUCCCGCAGCUCAUAUAUUCCUCUUCCUGGUGCAGUGGACAGACUGCAGCCUCGCCGGGGCGCUUGGUCUGCUGAGAAUCCUCAUAUACAAGGUUUAUGUGGAUGGCACGACAACCAUGUCGACUCAUGAGAGGAAAGCCAGUAUCAAAGAAUUCUAUGCUGUGAUAUUUCCUUCUUUGCUGCAACUGCAAAGGGGGAUCACUGAUGUGGAGGACAAGAAGCAGAAGGCCGUGUGCAUGGAGAGGUACAGAAAGAAAGAUGAGGACGAACGGGGCUCCUUAUCUGAUAUUGAUGUUGAGAGGGAAGAGGAGUGUGGGAUUUGCAUGGAGAUGAACAGCAAAGUUGUGCUGCCUAACUGCACCCAUGCUAUGUGCCUCAGAUGUUACCAGGACUGGAGUUCAAGAUCGCAGUCCUGCCCAUUCUGCCGUGACAACCUGAAGAAGACCUGUCCUGGUGACUUGUGGAUCUAUGUCGAGGACCAAGAUGUGGUUGACAUGGAGACAGUGUCAAGCGAGAACCUCAGACGGCUGUUCAUGUACAUAAGCAAGCUGCCUCUGAUUGUCCCAGACGUCAUCUUCAAUGUUUAUGAUUCCCACAUAAAAUGA